Messenger RNA from Oncorhynchus kisutch (coho salmon), 6922 nucleotides. RefSeq names its product transforming growth factor beta activator LRRC33. Lineage: Eukaryota; Metazoa; Chordata; Actinopteri; Salmoniformes; Salmonidae. Gene Ontology annotation, molecular function: protein binding. The record is from RefSeq and is a predicted model, not a curated record. Bases 1106 to 3379 code for a protein of 757 amino acids. The transcript has 3 exons.
AACCACAUGAAAGCUUAGAAUGUCAGUGGUGUUCUACCUCAGUGCUACUCGUGCACACUCUUGAGGAGGGAGCAUGAGGGAUGUCUCUUUGUACUGUUUUUAAAACACAAGGAAUAAUACUAAAUGGAAUAUUCAAAGAGGGGAUCCAGGGCUAAUUUGUGAAGCAAAGUUAAACCUCUGACCAAUGAAUGCUGCUUAAAUUAAACUGACCAUGAAUCUGGCUUCGGCUGCCAAUCCCAUAGUAAAGUCAGAGUUGAGGGAGAGAGGAGAGGCCUCGUAGCAUGAAAACAAGAAGGACGCUCCAACAGAUCAUCCAUGCAAUGGCAGCUCCAUCACUUCCUGAUUCUAAUUCCCUAUUCUAUUUCCAGAACUAUAGGAGAAUACAGAACACUACGCUGUGGGUAUGCCACUGAAUUUAAAAAUAAUUCCCUUUCUGUGUUUUGUGUGUGUCUGGAAAAAAAAGAAGCUGUUUUUCUCUUCCAAAAGUUCAUCAUAAAUGAGAGGGCUGGUUGAAUAUGUCUAAUAGUGUUAGUGUAGCUGACUAUUCAUUGUCAAGAAAAGCAGAUUUUUCUCUUCACUGUUGCACAAGUGUCAGCUAGGCAGGAAGGGUGUGAGUGUCGAGUGGUUUCCUCUGUACUAUCUGCUGAUCAGAAACAGAAGUAGGCGAGAGAGGGGUGUGAAAGGCGUUUUCUCACUAGGUUUUUGUGGUAGACAAGAGAAGCCUACACCAAUCGUGAUGUGAAUGACAAAUGCCAAUGUACCCGGCUUUUUCGUGAGAGGGUGAACUGCUUCACAUUGCUAUUUUGAAGGGGGAAAAAAAAGGUAUUUUAACUUAGAAUUCCCACAUGGAAAUGGAUGAGAAAGUCGUAUUUGAUGUAAACCUUUAUCAGAAAAUAACAUUGUAAGUUGAGCGUGAUGUGCUACGUGGUAUAGAUGACAUGCAUAUUAUACAAUGUAGUGAUGCUUCUCGUUCCAAUGUGUUUAAUGUAAUAUAGAACAUGUUUCUGACCGAGGCAUGUGAACCUACACGUAUGUGAACCUACACGUAUGAUCUUGUCCAUGUGACUUUGGUUUCCGUUGCUUGCCUGCUUCCGCAAAAUACUAAAUGCACGGCUCUGCAUGUGUAGAGAACACACGCCACUCGACCGACCAGCGCUGCAUCGCACACAACCGGAGAUAUGGUCAACAGCUCGACCGACAGUGGCUUGAAGGACCCACAUCUAACCACCAGACCAGGAUGUUUAGAUGUUCAUCCACGGCCUCCUCCCCUACCCUGCUCUGUCUAACCCUCUGGCCCCUGUGGAGCCUCCUGAUGUCCGCCUUCUGCCACCCUCACCACAGCCCCUGCAGACUGACCCAAAAGACUGCUCUCUGUAGCAACAGUGAACUCUCAUCUGUACCUGGGGGCCUACCUGACAGCAUAGAGGACCUCCACCUGAACCACAACCACAUUCAGAUGCUACAAGAUGACUCUCUCUCCCGCUACGUCUCCCUUCGUACCCUAAGCUGUGCAGACAACCUCUUGGAGACGGUGGGGUCCAAGCUAUUUCACAACUCACCUCAUCUAGAGAGCCUCAAUCUAGCUGCCAAUAACCUUCACGUUGGAUACCAGCAAACUAGCCUGGCGCUGCUCACCUUGUCUAGACUCAGAGUUCUGGAUCUGUCAAAAAAUCAGCUUACAGAGGACAUGGUCUCCGUCCUCCUCCAGAACAUGACGUCCCUGGAGUACCUCAACCUUUCCAGGAACCUCCUGCUGAGGCUGGACGAAAGCUCCUUCAGCGACCUCCACCAGCUCAGAGAGCUGGACCUGCAGAGGAACAUGCUGUUUGAGAUUGACGGGUCCUUCGAUCACCUGCACAGGCUCCAGAGACUCAACCUGGCCUUCAACUACCUGCCCUGCCUGGUGCACUUCCACAUGACCCAGCUGGUGGUCCUCAACGCCAGUCACAAUGCCAUUGAGUGGUUCAUAGCCAACCAGGACCUCCAGGAAGUCUUCCAGCUGGAGACCCUGGAUCUCACAGACAACAACCUCCUCUUCUUUCCCUUUCUGCCCACCCACAGCCGCCUGAGGAACCUCCAUCUGUCCCAGAACAGGGUGAGCUUCUACGAACACCUGGCAGACACAGCUGCCUACCCCAACUGGAAGACCAGCGUCCAGUUCUACAACCUGAGGGGCAACAUGAGCAACGUCACGGCCAAGUUGUGGGACGAGAGUCUGCACGGGGACAUCUCCUCUCUAGACCUGCUGGAUCUGAGUGGAAAUCAGGUGCACUACUUCCCCCAAGGAUUCAUCAGCAAAAUGCCAAGCCUGACCAGACUCAGGAUGUGGACAAACUGUCUUGAGGUCUUGAAUCUAACUCUGGAAAAGCUGCCGGGGACGUUGUACGAGUUGGACGUGAGCAACAAUAGGUUGACAGAGCUCCAUGCCGACCAAGUUAGUUUGAGGAAGCUAGGCAACCUAAGCUUUCUGAACCUGAGCCAGAAUGACCUGCAGACUCUACCUGCUCAGCUGUUGUCCUCUCUCACCAGCAUCAGCUCUGUGGAUAUUAGCUACAACAGAGUUGGCGUGUGCCCCCUUGAAGCAGGGGGUGGGGGCAUAGGUGGGGGUAACCAAUCAGACUGUGUCGUUUGUAGAAACAUCAUUUCUCUGAGAUAUCUCUACCUAUCGGGGUGCAACCUGGGGAGGCUGCCAUCAUCAGUGUUCGUAGGGACGCCCCUAACACACCUGGAGCUGUCUAACAACCCAGAACUCAUCAUCGGGCCCAGAUCGAUCGCAGGCCUCAGCAGAACUUUACACCAUCUAGGAUUGGGAAACACAGGCCUGAGACACUUUGACUUCUCUCCUUUCCACCACUUGAAGUCUUUGAACAUUUCCAGAAACUCUCUUACUCAGCUCCCUGCUUCACUGCAACGCCUGGAGCUGGAGCUGCUGGACCUGAGGGACAACAAACUGACCACCGUCCCCUCAGCUCAGGCUAUCGUGUUAGCCACGAAACUCCACACUGUUUUUCUCAACGGAAACACUUUCAACUGCUGCCAGUUGGACUGGUACAGGACAUUCGAGAAAACGGUCACUAUCAUGGACCUCUCAGAUAUUUCAUGUCAGGAUCUGACCAAAAGAACACACAGAGUGGUGCUUGUAGACUCCCUAAUAUGUGGCGGUAGUGAGGGGGAGUCUGUGUACUGGUACAUCCUGCUGUUUAUCGUACCUGUUCUCUGUCUGGUUGGAAUGGCUGUUAUCUUCCAGCUCACCUUUAGGCCCAGACUGCUUCCCACAGCAGUUAGAAAUAAAUGCUGGAGUCACCUUCCCUGUGUUGUCGAAGAAAAGUCCCAAAAAGAAGACACUGGUCGUGUCCAAAUACCCAUACUAGAGAUCUAAGUAGAAGGCAUUUUAAGUAUGCGAAAAUAGAAUGUUUUAUAGUAAGUGCAACUACAACAAAAAAUAGUAUGCUUUAAAUGUUAUUUUUGAGAAAGAUAAUCCUCUUUCCAGACUCACGUGUGUUUGACAACAGCUGAUAAUGAGAUCAUUAUUUUAUUUAACUACGCAAGUCAGUUAAGAACAAAUUCUUAUUUACAAUGACGGCCUACCCUUGCCAAUUGUGCACCGUCCUAUGAGACUCCCAAUCACAGCCAGGUGUGAUGUAGCCUGGAUUCGAACCAGGUUCAGUAGUGACACCUCUUGCACUGAGAUGCAGUGCCUUAGACCGCUGCGCCACUCGGGAGCCCAAGGGGACAUGCUGUACCAAAAUCAAAUCAAAUCGAUUUAUACAGCCCUUCUUACAUCAGCUGAUAUCUCAAAGUGCUGUACAGAAACCCAGCCUAAAACCCCAAACAACAAGCAAUGCAGGUGUAGAAGCAUUAGGGCUGGUUGUGGUAGGGCUGGUUGUGGUAGGGCUGGUUGUAUUAGGCAAUGCAGGUGUAGAAGCAUUAGGGCUGGUUGUGGUAGGGCUGGUUGUAUUAGGCAAUGCAGGUGUAGAAGCAUUAGGGCUGGUUGUGGUAGGGCUGGUUGUAUUAGGCAAUGCAGGUGUAGCCCAAAUUGAAGCCUUAGAAUGAAUGAAUGGCGGGAAUCAACGCAGUUGAUUCCCUAAUAUGAUUCUAAUAUGAUUCAAUUCAAUAAUAUGAUUCAGUUGAUUCAAUUGAAUGAUUAAAUUGCACAUUAGAUGAAUCAUUCUCAGGAUGGAUGAGCCUAGUAUGUUGCUUACUGCAUUCGUUUGUACUAAACAGUAUGUAUGUAGUAUGAUUAGUACACAGAAUGUAGUUUUAUAAAGUAGUAGGCAAGACAGAUUUCGGACACGGCCAUUGUCACAAAUUACAAUUAUGUAAAAGUGUGAUGUUUUGCACAUACAGUAUCAAUACAAUUUGAAGACAGAAACAAAUGUUUCCUUACAAAGCAAUUGAGUUUAGGUAAUUCAUAAAUAAUGUCAUAUUACAUGUGGUGAUAUCUCACAUUGGAAACACUUAAAACGAGCAUAUCCUGCUAAAGCAGAUAAAGAACUGCGUGUUACAAUGUUCAGCAGCAAGUCAACCUUUUUGCAUUGUGAUAAUCUGUAUGUGCUACGUGUGGUUGGUUCACACGAUCGCUGCCUCUGGGGGCCUGAAUGUGAGAAUAUGGCUAUACUCACCAUGUCUGUGUGUGUGUGUGUGUGGUGUGUGUGCGGUGUGUGUGUGUGUGUGUGUGUGCGGUGUGUGUGUGUGUGUGUGUGUGUGCGGUGUGUGUGUGUGUGCGGUGUGUGUGUGUGCGGUGUGUGUGUGUGUGUGUGUGUGUGCGGUGUGUGUGUGUGUGCUGUGUGUGUGCGGUGUGUGUGUGUGUGUGUGUGUGUGUGUGUGUGUGUGUGUGCGGUGUGUGUGUGUGUGUGUGUGCGGUGUGUGUGUGUGUGUGUGUGUGUGUGUGUGUGUGUGUGUGUGUGUGUGCGGUGUGUGCGGUGUGUGCGGUGUGUGUGUGUGUGCGUGUGCGUGUGCGUGUGCGUGUGCGUGUGCGUGUGCGUGUGUGCGUGUGUGCGUGUGUGUGCGGUGUGUGCGGUGUGUGCGGUGUGUGUGUGUGUGCGUGUGCGUGUGCGUGUGCGUGUGCGUGUGCGUGUGUGCGUGUGCGCGUGUGCGUGUGCGUGUGCGUGUGUGUGCGUGUGUGUGUGUGUGUGUGAGUGCGGUGUGUGCGGUGUGUGCGGUGUGUGUGUGUGUGCGUGUGCGUGUGCGUGUGCGUGUGCGUGUGCGCGUGUGCGUGUGCGUGUGCGCGUGUGCGUGUGCGUGUGCGUGCGCGUGCGUGCGCGUGCGUGUGCGUGUGUGUGAGCAGAAGUUUUGUGAUGCAAGCUGUUGCUAAAAGCAGCGGAGGAAACAUGACAUUUCCUGUUUUGCUGAGAUGUGCAUCAACUGCCCAGUUUUGUAUCUGACUCAGAAAGGACAGGUUGGCGGUUUUCACCUCAAGUCAUAUUUGUGAGGCACAGCUGCAACUCUGGUCACAGGGACCGCAAAUAUGUUGUUCUCUAGUAUUACACCAAUAUGUAUUUGCAUGAUGUAAUUUUAGUAUUUGGAUAACUACAUCCUUCAAAUGUACUAUGUGAAUUAUAUAGAGAUAUACCAUGUUAUAUAUUUAUGGUCAGUCCUAUAGAGGAUUACCAUGUUCUAUAAUGACCUAAAAUAUAAAAUGCAACAUGCAACAAUUUCAAAGAUUUUACUGUGUUACAGUUCAUAUGAGGAAAUCAGUCCAUUUAAAUACAUUCAUUAGGCCCUAAUCUAUGGAUUUCACAUGACUGGGAAUACAGAUACGUAGGUGUUGGUCACAACAUACCUUAGAAUAAAAGGUAGGGGCGUGGAUCAGAAAACCAGCCAGUAUCUGGUGUGACACAUCUCCUUCACAUAGAGUUGAACAGGCUGUUGAUUGUGGCCUGUGAAAUGUUGUCCCACUCCUCUUCAAUGGCUGUGUGAAGUUGCUGGAUUUUGGCGGGAACUGGAACGCGGUCGUACACGUCAAUCCAGAGCAUCCCAAACAUGCUCAGUGGUUGACAGGUCUAGUGAAUAUGUAUACAGACAUUUUCUGCUUCCAGGAAUUGUGUACAGAUCCUUGCGACAUGGGGCCGUGCAUCAUCAUGCUGAAACAUGAGGUGAUGGUGGCAGAUGAAUGGCACGAUAAUGGGUCUCAGGAUCUCGUUACUGUAUCUCUGUGCAUUCAAAUUAGCAUAGAUAAAAGGCAAUUGUGUUCCUUGUCUGUGGCUUAUGACGGUUCAUACCAUAACCUCACCGCCACCAUGGGGCGCUCUGUUCACAGCGUUGGCAUCAGCAAACCGCUCGCCCACACAACGCCGUACACAUGGUCUACGGUUGUCCUGGGUUGUCGUGGUUACACGUGGUCUACGGUUGUCCUGGGUUGUCGUGGUCUACGGUUGUCCUGGGUUGUCGUGGUUACACGUGGUCUACGGUUGUCAUGGUUACACGUGGUCUACGGUUGUGAGGCUGGUUGGAGGUACUGACAAAUUCUCUAAAACAACGGAGAAAUUAACAUUCAAUUCUAUGGUGGACAUUCCUGCAGUCAGCAUGCCAAUUGUACACUCCCUUGAGACAUCUGUGGUAUUGUGUUGUGUGGCCUUUUAUUGUCCCCCCCCCAGCACAAGGUGCACCUGUGUAAUGAUCAUGCUGUUUAAUCAGCUUCUUGAUAUCCCACACCUGUCAGGUGGAUGGAUUUUCAAUGCAAAGGAGACAUUUUCAAUAACAGGGAUGUUAACAAAAUUUGGUGCAUAAUUUGACAUGUUUGUUUUUUUUUUCAGCUCAUGAAACAUGGGACCCAACACUUUACAUGUUAUAUUUUCGUUGAAUGUCCUGCCCUAUGAACACCUCUGGUUAUGUAUAUAUUUGUGCUUUUUUUGUUUGAAAUGGCUCUGUGACAAUCACUAUGCUCCAAUACAAAUAAACCCUGCCUAAAGUGAAGCACCAA